GAAUGGCGUCAUCUCGCCACUGUUCACGCUAGAAGAAGACGCUGAAUUGGUUACUCAGUCCGAGCCAGCCCGCGUAAUUCCCGCGCCUAUCACAACUUGCUUCUUCGAUUUGGAUGAUACCCUGUAUCCUCAUAGCGCUGGCCUCAGCUGUGUGAAGAAUAUUGAAGAUUACAUGGUUCAACACCUGGGUUUCUCAGCAGAUACCUCAGGCGAGGAGGCCAUCAGGCUGUACAAGGAGCAUGGCACCUCCAUGGCUGGACUCAGGGCAGAAGGUUACGCCUUCGACUUUGACGACUGGCAUGCAUUCGUCCACGGCCGACUGCCAUACCACCUGCUGAAGCCAGACCCCGCCUUGAGGCACCUGCUGGAGUCACUUCCUCAACGCAAAUUUGUGUUCACCAACGCCGAUCGCGCCCACGCCAGUCGGUGCCUGCACCUGCUGGGCCUGGAAGGGUGCUUUGACGCCGUGAUUGCAUUCGAGGACGUCAUGGCGCACCACCCGUCUCUGCCCUUCUCCCUGCGAAACAACUUCCGCCCUUCAUGCACCACCUCUGACAUCCCUAACGUUUCUGACGGCUCUGAAUAUCUUCUGGACUCCGACCAUGGUCUGCUCCCAUCCUCUCUGCCGCCCAUUCCCUCCGCCUCCUCCACCGCCUCCCUCCCCUCAGCUAACCUGUCAAGCGAUUGCAGUAAUGGCAGCAGUGGCAGCAGCUCUCCAGAGCGCUUGCUACCAAUCAGUAUCCAGGAACAGCAAGAAGGACCAAGUGAGCAGCAGCAGCAGCAGCAGCAGCAGCAGCAGCAGCGUGAUUUAGAGCAGCAGGAAUCAGAACAGGUGAACUUACCCCAGGUGCCACCUUUCCGCUGCAACAGCCGCCGCUGCGUCAGUGCAGAUGCACUGGUGGAGCUGCUGCUGCUCACCCUCUUGCUGCACACGCUCAUCGUGACGUCGCCAGGCUAG
This is a messenger RNA of Closterium sp. Naga37s-1, 958 nucleotides long. The record is from the annotation of a GenBank genome assembly. NCBI's taxonomy places the organism in Eukaryota, Viridiplantae, Streptophyta, Zygnematophyceae, Desmidiales, Closteriaceae.